Messenger RNA from Austrofundulus limnaeus, 1070 nucleotides. RefSeq names its product polypyrimidine tract-binding protein 3. Gene Ontology annotation, biological process: mRNA processing. Gene Ontology annotation, molecular function: RNA binding. Gene Ontology annotation, cellular component: nucleus. NCBI's taxonomy places the organism in Eukaryota, Metazoa, Chordata, Actinopteri, Cyprinodontiformes, Rivulidae. The record is from RefSeq and is a predicted model, not a curated record.
GCAUUUUUAGAGAUGGCGUCAGAGGAAGCGGCCGUUACCAUGGUGAACUACUACACAUCGGCCACGCCCACCAUCAGGAACCAGCCUGUCUUCAUUCAGUACUCCACCCACCGGGAACUCAAAACUGACAAUCUGACCAAUCAGAGGGCUCAGGCGGCGCUGCAGGUCAUCAGCGCAGCAGCAGUGCAUUCUGGGAACAUGUCAUCAGGAAAUGGGCGGGGCUUAGUUCCUGCUCUGAGUCCAGUUCUGAGAAUCAUCGUGGAGAACUUGUUUUACCCAGUGACCCUGGAGGUUCUGCAGCAGUCUCUGGACGGUCAGAACAUCUACAACGGCUGCUGCACGCUCAGGAUCGACUUCUCCAAACUGAGCGCGCUCAACGUGAAGUACAACAACGAGAAGAGCCGCGACUUCACCAGGACCGACCUGCCGAGUGGCGAGCUGGAGCCUGCCGCCACCUUCGGUGUAGCCCUGCCAUAUGGAGCCGCAGCGUUCCCGCCCACCUUUCACCAACACACAGGCCUGCCCAUGGCGGCCGUCCCCGCCUCGUUGGUGUCUCCUCCUCGGGUGGUGCUGCAGGUGGCGUCUCCUGGGCUGCACUCGGUGCUGCUGGUGUCCAACCUGAACCCAGAGAAAGUCUCUCCUCACUGCCUCUUCAUCCUGUUCGGUGUUUAUGGAGAUGUUCAGAGAGUAAAACUUCUCUUCAAUAAGAAAGAAAAUGCUUUGAUUCAGAUGAGUGAUUCCACUCAGGCCCAGCUCGCUAUGAGUCACCUGAACGGACAGCGUCUCCAUGGUAACGUCAUCCGGGUGACGCUGUCYAAACACCCUGUGGUGCAGCUGCCCCGUGUGGGGGCGGGGCAUGAAGAACAGGCACUGACACAGGACUUCUCAGGCUCCGCCCUCCACCGCUUCAAAAAACCUGGAUCCAAAAACUUCAACAAUAUUUUCCCUCCAUCCGCGACACUGCACCUGUCCAACAUCCCCUCCUCGAUCUGUGAGGACACGCUGAAGGAUUUGUUCUCCUCCAGAAGAUUCACAGUCAAAGCCUUCAAGUUUUUCCAGUAAGUUACAAG